GAUUUAUCUCUUGUGACCACGAACUUCUUCAAACUACAAAACUUUAAUCUCUUCAUUCCUUUCCAUUCAAAAACUCGACACGAAAAUGUCACAAACACGAAAAAUCCGUUUCGGCGUAAUCGGCUGCGCCGACAUAGCUCGAAAAGUUUCACGCGCCAUCUCACUCUCUCCGAACGCGUCACUCUACGCCAUCGGAAGCCGCUCCCUCGAAAAGGCACAAACCUUCGCAAAAACUAACGGCUUCCCUGAUGGCGCCAAAGUGUACGGCUCGUACGAAGCCGUUCUGGACGACGAAAACGUUGACGCCGUUUAUGUUCCGCUUCCAACUAGCUUGCACGUGCGGUGGGCGGUUAUGGCUGCUCGGAAAGGUAAACACGUGCUGUUGGAGAAGCCUGUUGCUCUUAAUGCUGUUGAGUUUGAAGAGAUUACGGAAGCGUGUGAAUCCAGUGGAGUGCAAUUCAUGGAUGGUACUAUGUGGAUUCAUCAUCCUAGAACCGCUUCUAUGUUCGAAUUUCUAUCUGAUGCGCACCGUUUUGGUCAUCUUAAAUCGAUUCACACCUGUUUUACAUUUGCUGCUGAUCCCAAUUUUCUUGAGAACGACAUUCGUGUGAAGCCGGAUCUGGAUGCUCUUGGCUCUCUUGGUGAUGCAGGAUGGUAUUGUGUUAGGGCAAUUCUGUUGGCUGCUAACUAUGAAUUACCGAAAACAGUACAAGCAACACGCGAGCCGGUGCUUAAUAAAGCUGGAGUGUUAUUAUCUUGUGGAGCUUCUUUAUACUGGGAAGAUGGAAAAGUAGCAACAUUAUAUUGCUCUUUUUUGUCAAACCUAACAAUGGAUAUAACUGCUGUUGGGACAAAAGGAACACUUCAUGUUCAUGAUUUCAUCAUCCCUUAUGAUGAAAAGAAAGCAUCAUUUUAUGCAGCUUCAGAAUCAAGCUUUGAUGAUCUUGUAACUAAGUGGGCUUCUGAGCCAAACAAACAUGUAAUAGAAAACAAUCUCCCUCAGGAAGUGCUUAUGGUAAGCGAAUUUUCUCGUUUGGUGGCGGAAAUCAAAUUCAACAACUCGAAACCUGAGAAGAAAUGGCCGACGAUUAGUAGGAAAACACAACUUAUAGUGGAUGCUGUGAAGGCUUCAAUUGAUAGGGGUUUUGAGCCUGUUCAGAUUCAGGAAUGAAGGUUUGUUGUCUAAUCUGAAUACAACCUUGUGAACUUGGAACUUUGUUCUGUUGUUGCAUCGCGAAAAGUAGUUACAUUACUGGUAUGUACUUUUUAAGCAAUUUGUUGAUGUUGUGUAUGCGGUGGAAGCAUGCAAGGUUUGUAGACUUUGUAAAGACAGAAAUAAACAUUUUAUGUCUUUCAACUUCAAGGAGGGUGAUGAACUGAUGAUGCAUGAAUGGAGAUAGUUCUAAGUUCUUGCAACUUCAUUGCUAGUUUCAUUAAGUGAUGACAUAAUUUGUCACUGUGGAAAGUUA
This is a messenger RNA of Cicer arietinum (chickpea), 1469 nucleotides long. RefSeq lists its product as uncharacterized. Gene Ontology annotation, molecular function: nucleotide binding. The record is from RefSeq and is a predicted model, not a curated record. NCBI's taxonomy places the organism in Eukaryota, Viridiplantae, Streptophyta, Magnoliopsida, Fabales, Fabaceae.